Brachypodium distachyon (stiff brome) is the source of this 884-nucleotide messenger RNA. Its product is annotated as thioredoxin O, mitochondrial. The transcript is spliced from 7 exons. Lineage: Eukaryota; Viridiplantae; Streptophyta; Magnoliopsida; Poales; Poaceae. The record is from RefSeq and is a predicted model, not a curated record. Bases 39 to 569 code for a protein of 176 amino acids.
GUGGCAAAUCGUUUUGUACCGCAAGUCCGCAACGCACUAUGGCUCGCCGACUUUGCCGUCUACCUCGCCUCUUCCCCUUCGUCACCGCCCCCAAGCGCCAGCACCCUCUCCCCGUCGCCAUAAACCCUAGCCCCGCCGCGCCCCGCCCUUCCUUCUCCUCCCCGACGACGAGGCUGCCACCUCUGUUUCCCGCCCUCUGCCGCCCCUUCUCCUCCUCUGCAGGCGAAUCAAGCAUGGUGGUCGUCGGCUCGGCGGACUCCUUCGCCAGCAUCCACUCCAAGGUGCAAGAUGAGAAGCUCCCGGCCGUGUUCUACUACACGGCGGUCUGGUGCGGCCCUUGUAGGGCGAUGGCACCUGUGAUUGCCAAGCUGAGCAACCAGUACCCCAAGAUCCCUGUGUACAAAGUCGACAUCGACAUGGACGGAUUUGGAAAUAAGCUAAGUGAUCUAAAAAUAUUCUCUGUGCCAACAUUCCAUUUCUAUCACAAAGGUGAGAAGACAAGUGAAGUAGUUGGUGCUGAUGUGAAAAAACUUGAAGUUGCCAUGGAAAGUCUUCACAAGCAACAGUAGAAGUUAUAUAUAAGAAGUUGAUCUGGUGGGGGAACAGGUUACAGUUCUUCGCGUGAAGUCAAGACUUUGUAAUGCUUCUGAUAAUAUCGACGUAUUUGACAUGGAAACUUCUGUUUUGCGACCUUGUUCAGAUAUUUCUUUGUACUGUAGCUGAAGAACAUCGUCAUCUGAAUUUGUGCUCUUUUGAGCAGAGGUUUUGUACACUGUCUGCAGGUUAUUUUAGCUGGAUCUACGGAAAUGUGUCUAUUCUGGGGUUACACCCACUAUGUUGGUUGAACUCGACUUGCACGAAUUGUGGUAAUUGUCCCGACUGUA